AUGGGCAGGCUGUAAGUAGCAUUCCUUCCUUUCUCUUCGACUCCUGGGGGGGUGAGUCCUGGGGUCCCCCGCAGAGUCUUGGCUCUCUGGUCUUUAUUCAAUGAACUGUUGCAACAGGACUUCCAACUGCAACAAGGAAGAAGCAGAAAGAAGCCCCUUUUACCCACAACGUCCUACGUGCAUCACAUCUGUGUCACAAACUAGGAGGGUUUUUCCGGCGGAAACCUGAGUCUCAGGUGUACCCCUGUCCCUGCCUUGACCUCCACCUUACACCCAUUGACUAAAUCAAAGGGAAAUAGAGAGAUGUUCCUGUUUCCCAGCCCAGCUGAGUCCCUGCUCUUGUCCUGGCCAAGUCCCCAGUCCAUGGAGGUUGGGUCCACUCUUGUCCUUGAGAUGGCGACCUGUCUGGCCCUCAGAGACCAGGAUGGCAGGGAUUCUCACCCAGGUGGAAGCCUUGCUGUGGACGUGGUCUCCUGCUUCAGGGAUCAGGGCUGCCCCAUGCCAUAUCCCAAGCAUAGCUGUCAACUUUUCCCUUUUCUUGCGAGGAAUCCUAUUCGGAAUAAGGGAAUUUCCCUUAAAAAAGGGGAAACGUUGACAGCUAUGAUCCCAAGUGCCUCCUCUGGGAGCCCUCUUCCUUCGGAGCAGAACAGCAUUGGAAUGGUGUCGAUCCAAGGUUGGAUUGCUUUUAUAGGAAUCUUUGAAGGUUUCCCCGCUGCAAGAGUAGGCAAGUGCUACAACCAGAUACUAGGCAAACUUGAACAAGACACAAAAAACUAUUUCUUCUUCUUCUUCUUCUUCUUCUUCUUCUUCUUCUUCUUCCUCUUCUUCUUUUGUGAUCCCUCGCAGCCGAGGAGGAUUCCAACUGGAGCUCUCACAGGCCAGUGUUUCCCAGCCGUUGGUGUUUACACUACAUCUUUUUAGAUUGGCCUCUUUUGUUGACCACGAGCAUUAUGCUUCCCAUUUUCAAGUUCGGAAUAAAGUAGUUGCUUUGGAAGAUUAAAAUCAGGCAAUUGGGGCUGCAGGCUUCUGAGUCGCUCUCUCUGCUCGGCUCUUCUAGGAUCAGGUGCUUAAGGCAUCUGUUCAGACGCUGCAACAGGGCUGCCCCCAACAAGGCCCAGAGCAUCCCAUGGUGCCAGGUGAGCAAGUGGCCCUCCUUUGGGGGACAGAGGAGGGCAGGAAUGGGCAUGGGGGGCAGCUAGACAAAAGUGUUGGCAUGCAGAGGGCCAUCUCCUUCCAGCAGCCCGUGGCAAAGACCAUCACCUCUGCUCUGACCUAAAUCAGUGACCCGGGCUUACUCAGCCAGGGCACACUAUCAGCAGAUCAAACUGCGCGCACAGAAUAGGCGUGAGGCUUGUGGAAGUAUACUACAACUACAGAUUUAUUAAUCAUAAAUCAGGACAGAAACAUGUCGUCUCAGAGAGAACAGCAAAAGCAAUACACAACGAAAGUUUCCAGCAAGCUGUGCUGGAAUGUAAACAGACAUGUGACACAUAGCACUCCCAUGUCUGUUCCUGGAGGUGGAAUGGAAAUGUCAACAUCAAUAUGCAAAGAGCCAGACGGCUGGAUCCGACCCAAGGUCCAUCUGGGCCAGCGGCUGGAAACACCCCCCCCCAGCGGCCAACCCAUUUUGUAGAGUCUGAUGGAGGAAGCAGGGGGCUGGGGGGCAUGGCUGGGGGGCAGUUGUCAGCUGGAGGGGCACCUUCCCUGGGGAGCCACGUUCUGGGGGAAGGAGGCUGGGAUUGGCCCCCAAGUCCCAUUUAGUAGGACUUGGAACCAGGAGAAAACUCUUGGAAUAGCCUUGCCAGGGUCUCAGGGACGAACUCACUUCUUCCUAUGCCCUUCUCUUUGCAGUUCUGCUGAGGUUCCACAUCCCUGCCCCAGGGGUGAGUACUGUACUGGAGAAAACAAGAGCAGGGAGUGGACCCCUCAGACCUGCCCCCCCUUCCCAUUGCCUGGGCUAUUUUGCCCCAAACUCUCCCCUCUCAGAUGCAGAGAAGCCCCCACCUCACCCCACCCAUCAAGGACUGACAGCCUGAUUUUUGUAUUUAAGCUGCUGGAGGAUGGACAGCGGUACCUCCUGGGGAUCGUGAUGCAAGAGUGCCAGGCAGCUGAGCUCAGCGGUUUCCGAACCCUGAAGUGCUCCAAGCAGGAGACGGCCCAAGCCAUUCUGGUGAGUGAGGAGUGGUGUGAGGGACCCCCAAGGGGAGGGGGGCUUUGGGGAAGGGGUUGUGCAUCCCCGGAGAGGAGGACUCUGUCGGCUUAGGGAUAGGGUGCUAACGGAGAAAUCGGAGGGCUCCCUUGGACAAAAAACAAGGACACCAGCCAGGAAUACCAGAGCAAAACAGCAGCCAGGAGGCUUGGUCUUUAUUGAAGACUGUCGCGACAGGACUCCCACCUGCCACCAGGUGGAACAAGAUGGAAGCCCCAAACAAAAGAGCCCCCAAACUUUUAUUAGCUGCUAAUCCCCCAAACUACACCCCUAGAACUACAUCUUGACUACAUUAUUGACACAUCACAAAAAGGAGGGGUUGAGGGAGGAGUUGUGGUGGUAACCUGAGUGUCCUGUCACCUGGCUGGUUCCCCCUUUCCCCCUCCCCAUGAGUACUUUCCAGGUGACAGAGGGAAUUUGCAGUUUCCUGCCCCCAGAGGGAAGAGCUGAUCAUUGUCCUUUGUUCCAGUCUGUGCUGAAUCCACUCCUAUAUGCAAGUUCUUUGUGACCUUGAUGGUCUUCUGUCUAGGACCAUCAGGGUUGGCAUAGCAACUGGGCAGGGCUCCUGUGGAUGUGCUGGUAUGCUGAAGGGACUAUGGUUGCCCUGUAUCAAACCUUCCCCAUUUUGUAGUCCUUCCUUCAUGGAGUAAAAUAAAAGUGGAACAGUGCAAAUCCGAUGUAUGGUUGAUUUUCUAUGAAUUUAUAACAGAAGCGUCACGUAUGUCGUGUGUGUGUGUGUGUGUGUGUGUGUGGAGUUCGUACAAACUGAAUGAUUGGGGGUGGGGGUUCCUGCGACACCCGGAAAGAGCUGACUUUCCUCCUCUGUUCUCUUCCAGGACAUCUUUGGCCACCUGGAGCGCUUCAGGGAUCGCCCCCUGAGCCUGGCUCUGGACUUGGAGGCCCUCGUCCAGCUGAGGUGAGUGGGGUCCUUGGGAUGGAUGGGGUUUGUAGGGGGUGGGUGGGGGACAGAACUCCAGGGGGAGCUCCAGGUGGGGAAGAGCAGGAGGGAGAAGGGGGCAAGGGAGACUGGGAGGGGGCAGCGUCUAACCCCUUCCCUUCAUGAGGCCAAAGUUUAGUGGAGACAUGCUCAGCGCCAUCCUUCACAGGACCCUGGAGGCUGUUUUUGGGGGCCCACAAAAGGAGGAGGACAGAGAGGUAUGUCCUUGGUCUGGACUUCCCUUCUUCUUCUUCUUCUUCUUCUUCUUCUUCUUCUUCUUCUUCUUCUUCUUCACACACAUGCAGAAUCUAACCCAGCACUCAACUUCUUUUCUCUCUUUUCCCGCAGGAACUGAAGCUCCACUUCCAGCUCCUGCUGGGGAGUCUCCUGAUGGAAGCCCCCAGUCCUGGCACCCUCCUCCAGCUGCUCAGUGUAAGUGUCCCCCCAACUGGCUUGGGGCUCGGGCCCUUGAGCCUGCCCUGCUGCUUUGGCCCCAACUGGCCCCAACUCUUUUUUUUUUUUUUUUUUUUUUAAUAAUUUUUAUUAACUGGCCAAUCACAUCAAAUUAAAUCACAUCACAUAAAUUCCAAAUUAAAAAGCCAAAUUUUUAAAUUUUGUUGUGGGAACCCAUACUUCAAGAUCCAAAGGGGAUUCAAAUCAUCUUCUUAUUACUGCAUUAAUGUCCAAAUCAGUCCUAAUCAGUCCAAACAGAGUUCAUAGUUCUAUCCAAUCUUAUCUUGGUGUUUCCACAUCAUAUCUUGUUCAUAUAAUUUUUCUUUUUCCUUUACGAUCUCUUCUGUUAGUCUCCUUAAGCCGAUAAGCAAAUAUAAUAAUCCUGUGUGAAUUUCCCGUUCUUCCAAUCUAAGUCCAGAUGGUUUCCAUAAAUCAUCUCCUUCGUAGAUAACAUCGCUCUUUCCAUCAUAAAUUAGGCAGUUGUCACUCUUAAAUCCCACCGAGGAGUUGGAACACGAUAUGUAAACAACUCUGUUUCUUCUCCUCCCAGACUCAAGAGCUCCGACAGUGCCUCCCAAAAUGGCGACGGCAUUUUUAACUGCGUCAUUCCGAAACUCUUAAAUUUCCAGCUUCGUCUUGGAACAUUGCUUUGGUUCGAAAAUUUAUCUCCACACAGCCUUAAAUCCACAACUUAAGUCCUUAAAACGACAUUUCUGACUCUUUAGGGAGGGAUUCUUGUUUAAUCACAUAGAGAAAUAAAGAGAGUUUUUCCCCCCUCCCCCCUCAGUCAUUUGCCGUACCGUAUCUUGACGUAUCUUCUCAUAUCUUAUUCUUGUCUUGUUUUAUCAGAGAUCUCUUCUGUCAGCAGUCUUUACUCCCCCUCUUUCCUUGAAGUAUGUGCAAUUUAUCUCGUCCAAAUUGUUUCUUUUGAAGAUUCUUGCAAACUAGUGGCGCGGAUCAGAGACGGCUUCGAGGAGUGCCGGAAUCCCACAGGAGGGCUUUGUGCCUAGUGCCCCCAUCCCCACAAAUUCGGGGGUGGUAUAGGGCACAGCAGGCAAGGGCCGUCCCCACAAUCCUGGAGGGGUGCAGGUGGCUAAUUCCCCCCAUCAUAGCCUCCAAAUUACCUCAUGUGGGUCGGAGAGAUGUUAUUGUCAGCCAUCUUCCGAUGCGCCCCCUAGUGGCCCCCCCCCAACUGGCCCCAACUCUUUCCUCCCGCAGGACCUCCGAGGAUACGCCCUUGACGAAACCGGGGAGGCUCAAACACUAGUGGCCAGCAGCAUUUCUCUGCUUCUGGCCGUGGCGCGGAGAUUCCCCCAACUCAGAGUAAGUACCUCGCCUUCUUCUCUUCAUUUCUCUGGUUGCUUCCAUCCCCGCAAGAGCACAUCCCCCAGCGACCUUUAUCGCAGAUGAUGCGCUGUGUGUCCCUGGGGGCCAGGAUGAGGCCAGAGGAUUUUCCUGCCCCCUUUCCUGCUGCUGCUGCCCGGGGAGGUCCCCUGGGACAAGGGAUUGGGCCCAAGGCAGAGGGAGGCCCGUCCUUCCUGCCUUGGGGCUGCUUCUGUGCUCUCUUGCACCCAUUCAGGGUGGAUUCCGUAGUAUCAUCUGACCUGGAUUUUUCUUUGCAGAUGACAGUAAUUCAGCCAGACCUGGCCUGCUUCCGGCGGAGACCCAAAAAAGGUAAGCCCCACACCUUGGAGACAGAGAACUCUUGCUUGAAGAUCCGUGCCUCCCAGGUUUUCUUGCUGGGAGUCCCGCAGGACCUGCUCCCACCUGACCGGGGAGGGCAGCGCCCGGACUGACUCUCCUUUCCAUUCUCUUCCAUCCAGAUGGCAUCAUCCUUGAAGACAUGUAG
Molecule: messenger RNA, 5448 nt
Organism: Podarcis lilfordi (Lilford's wall lizard)
Lineage: Eukaryota; Metazoa; Chordata; Lepidosauria; Squamata; Lacertidae
Source: the annotation of a GenBank genome assembly